UUGUCUGAUUCUUUUUCCAUUUCGUUAAUUCCCAGGUUGGCUGCCAACAAUCUUUUUUUCUUUUUCUUCUUUUUUUAUAAAAUUUUUAGUGAGGAACACAGAAUUCUGAUUGUUGCGGGAAGGAUUGCAAGUUGCAACCACUUCAAAUUUUUGAAACACAAUUUCUGAGAAAGUGAAACGAAGGUAUCUUUACGCUGCUCGUCUCUUACAGUGAAAAUGUAGGCAUUAAAGAGUGGAAACAACCCGAGAAUCGCUCAGGGAGUUGGAGUCACUUUUACAAAAUUUGCCUAAAUUGCAACACUGUGAUCUGGGUUUUACAAACAAAAGAAAUGCAAGUUCAAAGGCUUUCACUUCCAAGUUACACCCUCACUCCACCCAAUGUCUCACCAUCACAGCAACUCUCCUCCAAGAUUUUGAGGUUGAAUCCGAAUUCCAAAUCUGGGUUUUGUAAUUCGCUCAAAAUGGUGUUCAAAUCACCAACUGGUUUGAGAAGCCAUGGUGGUUCGGUGGUGGUCAGGUGUGGAGUGGCACAGCAAGAAGAUACUGAUGACGGCUUCUAUAUGAGGAGAUGUGUGGAGCUUGCAAGAAAGGCUAUCGGGUGUACCAGCCCAAAUCCUAUGGUGGGUUGUGUUAUUGUCAAGGAUGGCAAGGUUGUUGGUGAAGGCUUUCACCCUAAAGCUGGCCAGCCACAUGCUGAAGUUUUUGCUCUGAGGGAUGCCGGGGAUUUGGCUGAGAAUGCAACAGCAUAUGUGAGCUUGGAACCAUGUAAUCACUAUGGGAGAACUCCACCAUGCAGUGAAGCCCUAAUUAAAGCCAAAGUGAAAAGGGUGGUGGUCGGAAUGGUGGAUCCAAAUCCAAUCGUAGCAUCAAAGGGGUUGGAUAGAUUAAGAGAUGCGGGAAUUGAAGUUACUACGGGUGUAGAAGAAGAAUCAUGCAAGAGGUUAAACGAAGCUUAUAUCCAUCGUAUGCUAACAGGGAAUCCUUUUGUCACUAUGAGCAGAUACUCUAUAUCAGUCAACGGACACUUUCUAGAUCAGCUUGGAGAAGGAGUUGCCAAGUCUGGUGGUUACUACUCACAAUUGUUACAGGAAUAUGAUGCAAUUAUUCUUUCUUCUUCCUCAAUAAUUGAGAACGCCUCUAUUCCAGUAUCCCAAGAAGCUGGAGCCAAUCAACCACUCCAGAUUAUAAUAGCUAGGAAUAGUAGUUCUCCAAUCCAAAUCCCUGCUCUGACCAUGGAACCAAUUGGUAAGCUAAUAAUCUUUUCAGACAAAGAGACAACAGUAGAACUAGAAAGAGCUCACACAGGUAUUGAAACGGUGGUGUUGGAUCAGAUAAAUUUAGAAGCUAUUUUGGAAUUUUGUAACUCUCAAGGAUUGUGUAGUGUUUUGUUGGAUUUAAAAGGAAAUAUAGGCGAUAUCGAAGAGCUUCUCCAAGACGGUAUUGAGAAGAAUUUGUUGCAAAAAAUCGUUAUAGAAGUAUUGCCCCUGUGGGAAGCAAAUGAUGGUGGGAACUUUCCUAUUGCAUUGAAGAGUCUAAGAAAAAGACUAGAAGUGAAGAAUUUGAAGCCUAAGGUUUCAAGUGAGAAUGUUGUGCUUGAGGGAUAUCUGUAAUUUAAGUGACUAGAAACAGAAAAUGAGAUUUGACAUCAUCAUUUACAUGUGAUGCUGGAAAGAGAUGGCAGGAUUCUUAGGGAAGAGGGGAUGGAGACUUUGGAGGAUAAAGUUCAUUUUUGGUCUUCCUUACGGGUUUCAGUUUCUAUACAAUUUAGAGAAUUACUAUUGUUUGUUUUUGUUUUGUUCUCCCCUGCAUGUUGGGGUUCGCCAUAACCUAGAAUGAAGGAUGGUUAUUGUAUUGCAGUUUACAUGCUUUAA
This is a messenger RNA of Prunus dulcis (almond), 1871 nucleotides long. Its product is annotated as riboflavin biosynthesis protein PYRD, chloroplastic. The coding region runs from base 330 to 1610 and encodes 426 amino acids. The record is from RefSeq and is a predicted model, not a curated record. Gene Ontology annotation, biological process: riboflavin biosynthetic process. Gene Ontology annotation, molecular function: zinc ion binding; diaminohydroxyphosphoribosylaminopyrimidine deaminase activity. The transcript has 4 exons. Lineage: Eukaryota; Viridiplantae; Streptophyta; Magnoliopsida; Rosales; Rosaceae.